Molecule: messenger RNA, 2324 nt
Organism: Sphaeramia orbicularis (orbiculate cardinalfish)
Lineage: Eukaryota; Metazoa; Chordata; Actinopteri; Kurtiformes; Apogonidae
Gene: hoxb5a
Product: homeobox B5a
Exons: 2
Coding region: 94-1074 (326 amino acids)
Biological process (GO): anterior/posterior pattern specification; regulation of transcription by RNA polymerase II
Cellular component (GO): nucleus
Molecular function (GO): RNA polymerase II cis-regulatory region sequence-specific DNA binding; DNA-binding transcription factor activity, RNA polymerase II-specific
Source: RefSeq, a predicted model, not a curated record
AAGUACCCGCGUUAUAACGACCAAGAGAAAUAUAACAAAUCAAGCGCCCCUUAAUACUCAACUGUAAGCCUGCAACUCUCUAAAACAACCUAAAUGAGCUCUUACUUUGUAAACUCGUUCUCGGGGCGCUACCCAAAUGGCCCCGACUAUCAACUCCUAAAUUAUGGAGCCAGCAGCGGCGCAAUGAACGGCGGGACGUUUAGGGACUCUUCCACCGCCACUAUGCACCAUGCAACGGGCUCUUACGGCUACGGCUACAAUGGCAUGGAUCUGACCGUCAGCAACCGUGGAGGAGGGGUGAGCGGCAGCAGCAGCGCCGGCGGCACCGGAGGACACUUCGGUGGCGGCUCGGUCGUCGGGGACUCCCGGGGUUUUGGAUCCCCGACCACAGAGAGAGGCUUCAGACAGCCCUCCAGCUGCUCCCUCGCCGGGGCAGACUCCCUGCUCCCACCCGGGAGUGGAGACACCAAGCUGGCCGCACAGAGCUCGUCCUCCCCGAUCUUGGAUCAACCAGGAAGCGGUAAUCUCAGCUCUCCAAACCUGUCCACCUCCUCCUCCGGUGGCGGCGGCGGUGGCACGGCGCCGCGCUUCACCGAACUAGAUGACGCGUCUCCAGACACAGACGAAAUGCACCAGCAACAGCAGCACAACCGGGACCACGGCGGUCACGGCGGUGGUGGCAACGUGACGCCCCGGACCGGACACCCGCAGCCCGGGCAGAAACAGGAUGGAGGGCCGGCCGUGUCAGCCCCCGGCAGCACGACGGGCAACGAGGGUCAGCCACCACAGAUUUUCCCCUGGAUGAGAAAGCUGCACAUUAGCCAUGAUAUGACGGGACCCGACGGGAAACGGGCCAGGACGGCGUACACCCGCUACCAGACGCUUGAGCUGGAGAAGGAGUUCCACUUCAACCGGUACCUCACGCGGAGGCGGCGGAUAGAGAUCGCGCACGCGCUCUGCCUCACCGAGCGCCAGAUCAAAAUCUGGUUCCAAAACCGGAGGAUGAAGUGGAAAAAGGACAACAAACUGAAAAGCAUGAGCCUGGCAACCUCCGGUAGCGCAUUCCAACCCUGAGCUAAACAGCAAAACAAAACAAAAAGAAUCAACCAUUCAUCCGUCCAUUUCAUUGGAGAGGUUCUUAUCAAAACUGGGCUUCCCUGGAGGGAAAACAGACUGACCUGCAGGAAAAAAUAAACUUGAAGAAAAAACAAUAGAAGACCAUAAAAUGGAGUAAAAUAUAAAUAUAUUAAAAAAAGAAGAAGAAGAAAAAGAAGAAGAAGGAGACGGUGAUGAAGAAUAUGAACACGAGAUUCCAAAUCUAGACUAAUAGGAAACUAUUACAAACUGAGUACUGUACAGCAGCGCAGCACUUUUUUAUUUGUCUGGCAUGUUUGGUGUUCUAGGGCAAAGUAAAAAAAAAAAGAAAGAAAAAAGAAAGAAAAGAAAAAGAAAGAAAGGGAAAAAAACAACAACUGUGGUACUUGCUCUUGUAAACAAAAAACCGUGGUGUUCCUAUAUGUUGUCGUCAUUUAGAUGUUCUGGAACAGAAGGACAGGAUGAAAAACACUACCUAUACUACAUUUCUACCUUGCGUCCUGCCUUACAACCUAUUCCUUACCCAUUGUUUAAUGUCUAAAUAUCGUUUUAUGUGUAAACUGUUUUGUAACUGAAAGAAUGCUUUCUAGAAAUGAAAGCCAGAUAGCAUGUGAGCUCUUACUGCGGUAUUGUAAGUUAUUUACUGCCAAUUACGUGUAUAUGCUACUAGUUUGCCCUCCCCCUCUUUCUAUUACACAAACCUGUUCAGUUUAUUUUUUUUAAGUUAAGGACUCCGUGAACGUGUGUACAGUGUGUGUCUAAAAGCAAAUCAGCCCUGCCUACAUCUCUGUAUCCAUGAUGGUGUGUAUAGCAUUAUUAUUCAAAAAGUGUAACUAUAUAGGCUAUAUUAUUGUUAUUAUAAUUAUUGGAUCUAUGUGUCCAAAAAGGUUGUACAUACAUAUGUAUUGACAUUUUUAAAUGUGACCAGUUGCUUAUUUGUAGCUGUAGAAGUGUGAGUGGGUGCGUGUUUGUGUGUGCGCUUUUGCGAGCGUGUGUAUAUCUCAUAUUAUGAGGACAUACAUUUGUUUACGCCGUCACUUGUGGGGACAGUAUCCACGUCCCUGUUUGUUUAAAUAUGAGUAUACGGUUAGGGUGAGGGUUAGGUUGUGGUUAGGGUAGGUAGGACAUGCGUGUGUGUGCGUGUGUCUGUGGACGUGUAAGGAACGGCUACCGUCUUGUAAGGCCUGUAAGCUUUCUGUAAAUGCCUUUUUUGUAUCUUGGAAGUAAAA